AUGGAGGAUGGGAGGAAUCAGCGCAACAGAGAAGUCAGCUACAGCAAGCUCCUUCACCGCUCCUUUUGCUCGAUUUGUUAUAUCCAUACUGGACCGAGCAGUUUUGCGUUGAAGGGGAAUACCUCUGUCGGCCUGAGAUUAUCUGAGAAGAAUCAGCGAGGCCAAAAGGAUUGACUCCCUGCAAAUCCGGAGGAGACGUCAGGGCAGCAGAGAGUGAUGCCAGAUAUAUUGGUGCAUUUGUAACAAGGAUGGUUAAAAUGUCCUGACUCACUUUCAACAGGGUCUGCAAUGACCGAGGAUGUCAGCCUAAGUGACCGCGGCAAAAACACCAGGAACAUCUCAGAUGGACUUCUUCGGGGCUCCAAGGGCACGGUACACGUUGGUAGGAGAAGCCAUCCGCUACAUCAUCCCCGGACAUAUGCAGUGCUCACUUGGCUGCGGAGGUCCAACCUGCAAGUACGACAACCCCAGCUACUGGAGAGAGGAUCAACAAGCGAUCAAAGGCCUCUACUCCUCCUGGUCAGUGAUCAAAUUCUCCCCCAGAUUCAGUCCCGGUGUGAAGGUAUCUCUCCAUAUUCCAGGGUGACUGAUCAUCUCCUCGCCAUGUCCAGACCCUCCACAGAAAUAAUCCAGAAAUAUGACAUCAUUGAUCAAUUUCGAAGGUGUGGCAUCAAGUCAGUGAUCAACCUGCAAAUACCCGGUGAGCAUGCCAGCUGCGGAAACCCUCUAGAGCCGGAAAGCGGUUUUUCCUACCGACCAGAGGCCUUCAUGGAAAACAACAUUUACUUCUACAACUUUGGUUGGAGCGAUUACGGUGUGGGGAACCUGGCGUCAGUGCUGGACAUGGUAAAGGUCAUGGCCUUUGCACUUCAGGAAGGGAAGGUGGCGGUCCACUGUCACGCUGGUCUGGGCAGAACAGGAGUGUUUUUGGCGUGUUUCCUGGCCUAUGCAACCAAGAUGACUGCCAACCAGGCGAUUCUAUACGUCCGUGCAAAGCGUCCUGGUUCCAUCCAGACCCGCAGUCAGCUCCGCUGCAUCAGAGACUUUGUCCAGUUCCUCUCUCCACUGAGGAGUGUGUUUUCCUGCGCCGCACCUCGGUUUGAUCCAGUCACCCUCUCCCAGUACCUCAAUCGCCAGAGACACAUGCUGCACGGCUGUGAGAGGAAAGAACUUCGCUACAUGCCGAAGAUCGUCCAGUUGGUGUGCAGGCUGCUGCUGGACAUCGUGGAGAAUAGACAGGUGAUUGAGGAGGACAUCCUAGAGGCGCCGGACAUUCACGACCUGGAGAUGACAAACAGCAUCAUCGAAAAGUUGGGCCCUGAGAUAUAUACUCCGGGGCCACGCUUACCUGGGAGCCCGAUUUUACCCAGGCAUUUUCACGAACCACCCAUUUUCUACCACCGCAAGAGUCUGAGCUACAGCGAAUCCGACCUGAGACGACUCAGCUCGCAACUCAACCUCCUCACUCAACCCCUGAGCUCCCUCUCGCAGGGCAACAUCGACAGCAAAGCCCCUCAGCCUUCAUCCCGCAGCAACUUGUCUGACAUGUCCCACAACUCCACCAGCUCGCUCUGGCAGGUCAAGAAUCAGAAGGAUGGCUCCAUUCUGCUGAAGAAAAUGCAACAGAAAGUCAUCCAGCGCAGUGAGUCCAUGGGGAACAGCAGACUGCCCAACAAAUGGAACCUGUUGUCUCGUCUCAAAGACAAGCAAAGGGAGGAGAUGGUGGUAAACGGAAACAAAGUGAUAGGUAAAGAGGAGGAGCAGUCAGAGGUUCCCUUCAUCACGCUGCAGUCAGAGUUGUCUCUUGAUGCCAGGAGACUGCUGGUGGCUCAGGCACUGGCUGUGGACCUUUUUCUGGAUGGAGAAGAAGAUCACAAGAAGAAAGUUUUAGCCUGGCAGGCAGAGCUGAACCAGGGAGGAGCCUGGGAGAGACUCUGCAUGGAGCGCGACCCUUUCGUCCUCACCGGCCUGAUGUGGUCGUGGUUGGAGCAGCUGAAGGAGCCGGUCCUCGGCCCUCAGGACGCCAAAGCUCUCAAUCCCGACAAUAUGGACGCGCAAAGUGUCCUCCGCACACUUGAUCAGGUUGAAGAGAAAUGUCACGAAAAUGAAAUGAAUCACAGAGUAACCACGAUGUUAUGUUCUCAGGGUUCCAGGGAAACCUUAGAGUGUAUUUUAGACUGCAUGGCCCAUAUGAUGACCAUUCCAGAGGAGGUAGAGGCAGCAUUUUUAAACCGGACGAUCAAAGCUUUUACAUGGCUGGACAAGAGCUCGGAGGACAGAAGAAAACUUUACGACUCGUUGACUUCAGUCUUCAGAUGUGUGCUGGAAAACAUGGCCAAGAGUCUGGAAGACAGCAGAGCUGAGCCACUGCCAUCACCAUUCUCUUUGUCAUAGAUGAAAACAAUCCCUCUGUGCCUUGUUCAACAUAAAAAAAUAACUAAGACCUGUAGUCUUGUUACAAACCACCAUUUCCACUUUAUUGUCAAUGAAGAACAUAUGAUCAGUACAUUUUGUGAAUGAUGUUGCCUUAUACAUGAUUGAAAUAAAGACUGAU
Molecule: messenger RNA, 2554 nt
Organism: Synchiropus splendidus (mandarinfish)
Lineage: Eukaryota; Metazoa; Chordata; Actinopteri; Syngnathiformes; Callionymidae
Gene: ptpdc1b
Product: protein tyrosine phosphatase domain containing 1b
Exons: 8
Coding region: 289-2394 (701 amino acids)
Biological process (GO): protein dephosphorylation; cilium assembly
Molecular function (GO): protein tyrosine/serine/threonine phosphatase activity; protein tyrosine phosphatase activity
Source: RefSeq, a predicted model, not a curated record